Molecule: messenger RNA, 1557 nt
Organism: Oreochromis niloticus (Nile tilapia)
Lineage: Eukaryota; Metazoa; Chordata; Actinopteri; Cichliformes; Cichlidae
Gene: brms1
Product: BRMS1 transcriptional repressor and anoikis regulator
Exons: 11
Coding region: 476-1297 (273 amino acids)
Source: RefSeq, a predicted model, not a curated record
AGUCAUUCCUUCGCUGCAGGGUUUCAAUUGUUAGCUAGUGUUGCACUUGACUUGUCCGUGGUCUAGUUCCCGCUAAUUUUAAAAGAAAAUGCAACAAACGCGUCUCUGUUAUUUUGAGGGGAACUGCAAUUAAUUUCGCGUUCAAUACAAUAGGUUUCAGGCUAAUUUGGGCAUUUUAUUUUACUCUAUGCACCGCCGUAGCUGUUAUAACGUACACGGUUUUACUUUGACAUCCCGGAAGCUAAAAGAUAAAGUUAGACCGAUUGAGAUGGGACUUCCGGUAAGGUAACAAAUAAGACCCCCGUUAAUUGGUGAAGCCAAAUUGUGGAGCAACUUUAAAGUGAUAUUUCAGUUAUAAACUUUUUUCUAAAGUUCACUUGGCCGAGGUUAUGGAGGCCAUACAGUAGCUCGGGGUCCCACGUCCUCAGUCUGCUGUUAAACCUUAUUCCACUCCGUCUGCCGACUUCUGGCUUCCAUGCCUGCCCAACCCCCUGUGAAGGAGCCGGAGGAGGAGAUGGAGGCAGAGGGUGAGUCGCAGCUCCCCGAGGCCAACGGAGAGGUGGAAGAACCCAGAGAGAAUGAAGGAACAAGAGGGGGAGGAGCCGAGGAGACCAUGGAGGAAAGUAUGGAGGAGAGGGAGACCGACUUGGAAGAUAGUGACGAGGAGGAAGAGGAGGAAGAGGAAGAAGAGAGCUCAGAGAUGGAUGAUGAAGAUUGUGAGAGGAGAAGAGGAGAAUGUCUGGAUGAGAUGAUGGAUCUGGAGAAACAAUUCCAGGAGCUGAAAGAGAAGUUGUUUCGGGAACGGCUAAACCAGGUGAAAGUCAAGCUGGACGAGGUGCUGACAGGAAAGGCCGGUGAAUACAGAGACCCGCUGGCUGCACUACAGAACAGCAUGCAGAUACGGACACAAGUGGCUGGAGUGUACAGGGAGCUGUGUCUGCAGGUCAUCAAACACAAGCAUGAAUGUGAAGUGCAAGGAGCGAGGCAGCACCUGGAGAGUGAGCGAACGCUGCUGUUUGACGCCAUGAAGGGCGAGCUACUGGAAAAGAUAAGGAGGCUGGAGGAAGACAGGCAGAAUAUAGACCUCACCUCAGAGUGGAGCGAUGAGCUGAGGGGCAAGAAGUGCAAAAGAAAGAACCUGCUGGGUCGAUCUGAGAAGAAAAAGAAAGUAGCUUUGGUUUCAGGGCCUUUCAUCGUCUACAUGCUGAGAGACAUCGACAUCCUUGAAGACUGGACUGCUAUCAAGAAGGCAAAAGCAGCUCUGUCGCCACUAAAAAAGAAAGUUGAAAAGCGGUGAUGAAAGGCGGAUCUCUGCAACAGCGACGCCAAACUUAACACACACUCACAUUCCCAGCUAUUUCCAGUUGAGGUUUUGUCUCCUUGACUGAAGCCCAGCAGACUGAGUUGUUUUUCUGCGCUUUUGAUCCCACCUGCCUACCACCCUACUGCUUGUUUGUUAUCUAUUGCUAUUUAAAAGAAGUUCUUAAUGAUAUGACAACCAUGUAUUUAUAGAAUGAUUUAUAAUGCUGAUUGAAAAUCUAAUCUUUUAGCACACAA